CAGACCGAUAAGCAGACAACCUACCUUUCCGCCUUUGGGACAACCACUCCCAUCAAAGCGGAGACAAUACCAUUUAGUCAUUAUAUACAGUAUCUCUGGUUCGGGCGAGUUUCGUUGGUGACGUCUGUCGCCAGUACCCGCCCCGUUCAGUUAUCGCCUUGCUUUGCUGCAUAGACCGCGCAGGAACCUGGACCAAACGAGGCGGAAUUUCAGUUGCUUAUCCAUCAUCGAUAUGGGAAUUAUACCAUUCUUUCAGAACCAAGCUCUUAUCCCAUACUAUCUGAAACCAGUCCACUUCGAGACACAGACUAUAAAAACUGCCGGUUGAAGGAACACCAGCAGUAGAUUGUUAUUAUUGCCUUAGCCAGUACAGCAUUUACAGAAUAUGUUUCCUGCUGAUGCAGGGAUGAUAUACCACCUUGUGCGAUGAGAAGUAGCCUAACGUUUUCUCAGAACUGGAGAUGGGCAUUUUCUAAAUUGUCCUAGUUGAUUUUGGGAAAAUGCUCUGGACAAUUUUAGUGCUCUGUAUGUCUGUGGCGAGUUUGGUCUCACUCCCCCUCCCCUCAAAAUUGUGAAAGGGUCCCGCCAGGUCCCCGGCCCUCACAUCAGCGAGAACAACAUGUGCUUCUGAGCCAAACGGGGAGCAGCAGCGGAGGAGGCUGGUAUUUUAUUGUCCCGCUCCUGAUGAGAUUGCUCUGAGAAUAUUAAUACCUCCCACCCCACAUCUCUGAGAUGAAUCAGGGCGCUCCCGUUUCUCUGCUACUGUACAGUGUAGUUGGUGAGGCCUCCAGCCAGCCUCUGACACCCAGCCGAGGCACUGAGACAGAGGCCCUGUCUGCCCGCCACUACUACCACACAGACCCCAGCACAGGCAUUCAGCUGGUCUGUGACAAGUGCCCUGCGGGCACCUUUGUUUCCAGACACUGUACCCAGACCAGCGUGAGGGAUUGCAGCCGCUGUGACGAGGGCACAUUCACUCACGGAGAGAACGGGAUUCAGCAUUGCCACCACUGCAGGAGGCCCUGCCACGCCCCCCUUGUUGAAAAGGUCCCCUGCACGGCCACCUCGGACCGGAUCUGCACCUGCCCUCCGGACACCUUCACCCAGGGGGACAGCUGCACGGCCCACACCCUGUGCCCUGUGGGCUCAGGGGUUAAGAAGAGGGGCAACGAUGUGGAGGAUGUGCGCUGCAAGGCGUGCGCACGGGGGAGUUUCUCUGAUAUGGCCUCCAGUGUGUUGAGGUGCAGGACACACACAGACUGCCUGACCCACGGUCUGCCCCUACUGACGACGGGCACUAGAGAGACAGACAACAUCUGUGGACCUGCUUCUCCCACCUCCCCCACCCUCUUGGGACCUGCACAGUCUGCCUUCAUCCAGGAACCCUCCUCUUCCUCCUCCUCAGCUGGCCCAGUACGUAAAGACAACUUCAGACUGACAGCAGGUGCUGAGGACUUAGAGCUCUUACUGAGUGCCACAGGGUUUCUACCCAGCCAUGGCCAGGAUUCCCCCCCAACAGGCUCCUCCGAAGCCAGCCCCGAAGACAAUGGAGAGGUCCUGAACCUAGCCGCUACGCCUGAAGCCCAGGACUCCACACGGACUCUACCACACCACAAGUACUCUGUUCCCAGUGAUAACCACCGCACCCACCCGGCGGCCAACAACCGGGUCAUGGAUGGCAUGGAGGAUGGAGCUGGUGUGGGAGUGGGUAGAUGGGUGCAGAGCUCAGGGUACAGGCCAACGCGGAGGGGCUCCCCCAGACCCAGCACUCAUACGCACUUUGACAUCAAUGAGCACCUGCCCUGGAUGAUCGUUCUGUUGCUGCUGCUGGUGCUGGUGGUGAUCGUGGUGUGCAGCGUGAAGAGGAGCUCCAGAGUUCUGAAGAAGGGUCCAGUCCAGGACCCCAGCAGCAUCAUUGAGAAGGCAAUCCAGAAGAAGACCUGCCCCCCGACACAGACCAAGGAGAAGUGGAUCUACUACUCUAACGGACAGGGUGUGGACAUCCUGAAGUUGGUGGCAGCUCAGAUUGGCAGCCACUGGAUUGACAUGUACCAAUCCCUGGCCAAUGCCACGGAGCGUGAAGUGGCAGCAUUCUCCAACGGCUACCAGUCGGACCACGAGCGUGCAUACGCUGCCCUGCAGCACUGGACCAUCCGCGAUGGGGACGCCAACUUGGCUAAGCUCAUCAACGCCCUGCACCGCCACCGCCGUAUAGACGUGGUGGAGAAGAUACGGGGCAUCAUGGAAGACAAUCCUCAGUUUAAUCUGAACCAGCUGAUGACUGUGAAUGUAACCCCAAGCCACAGUCCUGUCCACAAGUCGUUGGAGUCUCCUGGGGUGGUGGUGGAGCAGUCUCCUGUGGACCGGACCAAGGGCUUCUUCCCCGACGAAUCAGAGCCUCUGCUCCGCUGUGACUCCACCUCCAGCAAAGACUCCGCCCUCAGCAGGAACGGCUCAUUCAUCACCAAAGAGAAGAAAGACACGGUGCUACGUCAGGUCCGGCUGGAUCGGUGUGACCUGCAGCCCAUCUUCGACGACAUGCUGCACAUCCUAAACCUUGACGAGCUGCAUGUCAUCGAGGCCAUCCCCAUGGCAGAGGACAAACUGGACCGCCUCUUCGAGAUUGCCGGGGUCAAGAGCCAGGAGGCCAGUCAGACCCUGCUGGACUCGGUCUACAGCCACCUGCCUGACCUCCUAUAGGCACACUGCUGUGGUGCUACAGACCUAUACUGUGGUCAGGGGACGCCCCACUUCCUUCUGCUGCAAACCCCUCCUUUUCGGUGUGGCUACUUGGUUGUGCCCCCCCCCCCCCCCCCCAAAAUACUCUGAGGUAAGCUAGUGAGAUGCUGCUUGAUUCUGGAUAGUCGUCUACACGCCUUCAUGACUGCCAAUCGGCUAUCCUCCAUUCCUAGCAGCCUGACUUAAUCCCCUACUAAUACCAGGGUCAGGGAGCCUCCCUUUUUUCCAUCUUUAUUUAACCAGGUAGACUAGUUGAGAACAAGUUCUCAUUUACAACUGCGACCUGGCAGUUGUAAAUUCUCUCUCUUCUCUCUCUAUGAUCCUGCACACUCUCACCCCCAGGCCAGACCAGACAGCCACAUGCCUGACCUCUUGAAGUCUCCUUCCAUCACUCCCCCCCCCAACACACACACACACACACACACAGCCCCCCAUGGUGAGCCUGCCUGCCUGCCUGGAGGAAGGGCAGGACAGAGUGGCCAGCCUGAAGUUCUGGGCAGACAUAGCACCACCAUCACCACUAUGCUUAUUAAACCAUAGCUAUUGCCCUUGUGUCAAUGUAGCAUUAAACAAGUGUUCUCUUUACAUUUUUGAAAUUAUAAACCCAUAUUCAUGCAAGCAAACUUCAACAACACACUCUCAUGCACAAUGUCUAUAAAUGUCAAACAUCCCACAUGAAGAAAUACUAUAGUCUGCACUAUGGUAGGACUACUACAGUAUUCACUGUAGUGUUUUUGCUAACUUUACUGUAGUAUUUACUAUAGUAUACUGUAGUAUUUACAGUUUACUAUAGUAUAAAUACUGUAGUAAAAACAAGCAGUAGUGUAUACUAUAUUAAUUAAGGUAAUGUUUUUGCAGACUGUAGUAUACUGUAGUAUUUACUGUAGUGUUUUUGUUUUAUUAUCUUUGACAUAGAAGUGGGGGACAUUCUCCUUGAAGAAACCUACUGGAGAAAUACUCAGAGUACAUUUUCCAUAACCUGUAGGUAGUGCUGGGUUCUGACACGGAGAGUUCAGAGCUUCUACUCUUUUCUAUAACCAUAGGGAACACAAUAUAUGGUCUAAACUUGGCAUGUAGGUUUCAAACUUACGGGUGGCCCAAAUUGGGACUUGGGGGAGGGGAAUGGGCAGGGUACAGUAUGUACAAAUUAUAUACUGUAGUAUUUACUAUAGUUUAAAAAAAUGUUUUUGUGGACUGUAGUAUUUUUGCAGACUUUUUUGUACUAUUUACUAGUGUUUUUUUGUGGAUAAUACUGUAGUAUUUACUAUAGUAUUCUACAGUACUACAAAAUUCUAUACUAAGUCCUACACAUGAUCGAGGGAUACUACAGAGUAUACUGUUGUAUAGUAUACUACAGUUUACUACAUACUUCUAUAUACUGUAGUAUUCUAGAAUAAACUGUAGUAUUUUUUUAUGAGGGACACCACGACACACACUCAUGAUGCACAAUGUCUUACACUAAUAGUAUGUAAUAUGAUUGAUGCACUAAUUCUUGUUCUUAAUCAUAACAUAACCAUUUCAUCUGUAUGCAUUCUGCCAUAUGUGCUUCAAUGUCUCUUUGAAAUGCUGUUUACUUACAUGUCACACUUAUAUUUUUUUUCAACAUUUAGUUUGAGUAUUAUCAUUUGUAGUUUUUUAGCUUUUUGAUUUCUUAGCAACUAUUAUUUGUCUUGAUUUCAAUGGCAUUCUAAUAUGUCCCAGCUUGGUGUAAUGAGACCAUCUUACUGGAUGUAAGAUAUGCAUAGUUGCUCCAUAUUCUACUUGAAUCUGACAGUCAUCUUCUGGAUUGUGGUACUUGAUUAAAAAAUAACAAUGUACAACUAUAGUUCCUUUUAAAUUCAACAUCUUUAAAAAAAAUUAAAAAAGCACCAAAAACAUGUUGCUGUGAAGUGCCAGUAUUCAACUCGCAGAUGUUAGGAAAGGAACACAGACGGACUUUUUGCCAAGCCAAUCGUAUCAAGCUAUUCUGGUGCUAGACUUGAAUAGUUGGGCAUAAUACCAGGAUGAUAUGGGCGGCUUUCAGGACAAUCGCUACUAAAGUAUUCUGGGGUAAAAUAGAUGCAGCUGCUCUGGACAUUGUUGGACAGAAUUGAAGUGUUGUUCGAGCUGUCCACAUCGCUGUUGGGUCUAAUGUAGGUGUGUGAAGGUAAGCAUGUAGAACGAGUCUGAAACAUUGAAGUUGAGCUAUACUGUACAUGUACUCUGGUGGCUGUUUUUAAACAUAACACGUGUAACCAGUACAUUUACUAUUAUGUAAAAAUCUUAAAUCAACCAAUUAAAGUUCAAACGUUUGUCAUAAUGUGGAGUGUGUGUCAUACUUACUGUAUCUCUCUUUCAGCAAGAAUUUGUUACAGUAAACAUGUUUCCAUGUAACCUUUUUAUGGUAGUUAUAACGACACAAGGCGACUCAGAUGCAGAUGGUUUGAGUUGAUCUUUAUUAUAGUCCAAGGGGUAGGCAAAAGACAGGUCGGGGACAGGCAAGAGUUCAUAGCCAGGGCAGAUUCCAUAACGGUACAGGGCGGCAGGCAGGCUCGAGGGCAGGGGCAGGCAGAAUGGUCAGGCAGGCGGUCUCAGAGUCAGGACAGGCAAGUGUCAGAACCAGGAGGACGAGAAAAAGAGAGACGGGAAAAAACAGGACCUAAGAGAAAAACGCUGGUUGACUUGGCAACAAGACGAACUGGCACAGACAGACAGAAAACACAGGUAUAAAUACACUGGGGAUAAUGAGGAAGAUGGAGGGGGUGGAGACAAGCACAAGAACAGGUGUGACACGAGUAAAGUACAUGUCAGAUAAAAAUGUAAUGACAAGCCUGAUGAAAACAGGAGAUUUGUUGGUAAACUUUCCAAAUGUCAACAAAAUAUGGGAUAUUUUUGUGUCAGUAAAAUGUAUUAUUUGAGAAAUUGUGGUGUAAAUGCUUUUGUGUGCAAAUAUUGAUCAAAUAUCCAUUAUAUCGAAGCAAACUUGGAGUCACGCAUUGAUACAGUAUGUUGUGAGGUCCUCCCACUAAGUCUUGGAAAACAUGCAGUUUAUUAGGCUACAGAUUAAAUAAGUUAUGAUGAACUUUACAGUGUGGUGAAAGUGCAAGGUGAUGAGCUUGAUGCUCCUUUCCAAUAAAUAUCUGUCACGCCCUGACCUUAGUAUUCUUUGUUUUCUUUAUUAUUUUGGUUAGAUCAGGGUGUGACAUGGGUGAUACAGUAUGUGUGUUUUUUGUCUCACCAGGGUGUUUGUACUGUCUAGGGUUUUUUGUAGAUUUAUGGGGUUGUUUCCAUCUUGGUGUUUAUGUAGGUCUAUGGUUGCCUAGAUCGGUUCUCAAUUAGAGGCAGGUGUUUAUCAUUGUCUCUGACUGGGAACCAUAUUUAGGCAGCCAUAUUCUUUGGGUAUUUUGUGUGUGAUUGUUUCCUGUGUCAGUGUUUGUGCCACACGGGACUGUUUCAUUUCCAUUUCACUUUGUUAUUUUGUAUUUGUGUCAUGUUCAGUCUUUUCUAUUAAAACAUGGACACUUA
Messenger RNA from Oncorhynchus masou masou (cherry salmon), 6243 nucleotides. Its product is annotated as tumor necrosis factor receptor superfamily member 21-like. The coding region runs from base 733 to 2700 and encodes 655 amino acids. The transcript is spliced from 7 exons. Gene Ontology annotation, molecular function: protein binding. The record is from RefSeq and is a predicted model, not a curated record. NCBI's taxonomy places the organism in Eukaryota, Metazoa, Chordata, Actinopteri, Salmoniformes, Salmonidae. Gene Ontology annotation, cellular component: plasma membrane. Gene Ontology annotation, biological process: adaptive immune response; humoral immune response; negative regulation of T cell proliferation.